Molecule: messenger RNA, 1559 nt
Organism: Protopterus annectens (West African lungfish)
Lineage: Eukaryota; Metazoa; Chordata; Ceratodontiformes; Protopteridae
Gene: MTERF4
Product: mitochondrial transcription termination factor 4
Exons: 4
Coding region: 336-1439 (367 amino acids)
Biological process (GO): mitochondrial ribosome assembly; regulation of DNA-templated transcription
Cellular component (GO): mitochondrion
Molecular function (GO): double-stranded DNA binding
Source: RefSeq, a predicted model, not a curated record
CUUACGGCUAACGGGCUAAGUGCGCGUAGAUUGCGGAGCACUUGGGUAUUGUAGUGCAUUCUGCAAAGAGUUGUAAUGUUCUAUACUUCUGUAAUAGAGAGCGGUUUGAUAGAAUAUCAGUUUAUUGUGUGCAUAUUAUUUCUUCACUGGAUAGAAACCUAAUAUACGAGGAUUUCUACAUUUCUUAUUCAGCUAUGGUCAGAAGGUCUAGAAAGGUUCUUAGUUUUGUGCUUUGUAUUGCUUGAGCAAAGAACGCAUGAGAAAAAAAGAGAUUAAUUAUUUGGUGAUAUCUUAUAUAAGACUCGUCAACAAAGAUUACAUCAGGACUCGUGGAAAUGAUGGCUUUACUCUGGCCUGCCUUUGCUAAGUUUCAUUUGCCAGCUUAUAGGUACUUGCUGCAUUGUUCCCGUAUGGUGACUGUCAUCUUAGCACCCUACCACCCAAGACAGCAAAUGUGUGGAUUUUAUAUACAUGAUACAAGAUCAUUGUACCUGGACAGACCUACAGACCCACAGAAAAAGAAAAAUUCAGUUGAACACAGUCAGGAAGACAGGACUGCUGAUGACCUGUUACUGGAUCUUCAGCAUCAGAUUGCCCAACAGACAAGGUGUGUAGUGGAUAGUCAUAGGCUGGAGCAAGUCAUUAAGCCACUUCUGGACAUGGGUUUUGACCAGAACCAAGUGAAGCUUUUGUUUGAACUAAACCCAAGACUGGAAUCUUCCUUGCCACAAAGCCUAGAGGUACCAAGGUCUCUCUUAUUUUUGGGUCUGAAUGCCAACAGUGUUGUAAAAAUUCUUGUCAAGUGUCCUAAACUAUUCAAAGUGAAGGAGAAAGAACUGCAACCUCGUGUUGAUAACCUGCGAAGGCUUGGAUUAGUGGAAGGCAGUCUGCAGCGACUGGUAGCAUACUAUCCACAGAUUUUGUGCCUCCCCCUGAAAAGGGUUAACAACACUGCACGUUUCUUGAAGGACAGGUGCCUCUUCACAGGACAGGAAGUCACAGAGAUCAUGCGGACUGCACCCAAUGUGCUAUUUGAAGACCAUGGAGAAAUUGAAUACAAAUUUCAACAUGUAUAUUUCCGAAUGGGAAUCAAGCAGUCAGAGAUUGUGAAAUCUAUGCUUUUCCGGAUUCCUCUGUUUGAUAUCAGAGCGAGGCACAUUUUUUUGGAGCGGCUGGGGAGGUACCAGACGCCCAGCAAGGAUGGGUAUACUCAGAUUGUGAACCCCAAACUUAGUGAUGUCCUUACUACCUCUGAAGAGCAGUACCUGAAUAAAGUAGCACAUAGCUCCAAGGAGGAGUUUGAGGUAUUCAAGAAAAUGCUGGCUUUGGAGGAUGACGCAAAACAGGAUCUGGAGGGUAUUAGUGAAGAUGAAGACUCUGAUGAUGAAUUCUCUGAGCACGAAGAUGAAAAUGACAGUGAGCCAGUUAACAAGCUGUAGAUCUACAGAUGUUGGGACAGUGAGAACAGCCAUUUGUACACUGUAUUUUGCAUUAAUGUCCACCUGCAGUCUGUAUUUCAUAUUAAAAGAUAACACCCUUAAGAAUUCUUCCAAAAUGUG